GCUCCUCGCGAGAGUGCUGCAGGUUCUCGGUGGUGGAGGGAAUGCAGCUUUAGAGUGGAGACGGGCAGAGAGUGUUUGUGCAGGUCUGAGUGAAUGAGAGAGUGAGAGUGAGAGGUAGAAGUGUGUAAGAGUGAAAGGCAGAGAGUGAGAGAGUGUGUGAAUGUGUUGAAUGCAGUCUGCGGUUGCCCCUGCUUCCUCCGCGGCUCUGUGACUGUUCCACGCCGGCGCGCUGGGGGGGAGCUCGGGCAAAGGGAGCCGCGCAGUUCACCGCUCGGACCCGCGGCGCAGCGCCGGCAGAAGCAGCACCGGCACCGUCAGCAGCAGCAGCAGCAGCAUGCUCACCCGGGUCAAGUCCGCCGUGGCCAGCUUCGUGGGCGGCAUCAUGGCCGGCUCCUCGGACGGAGAGCAGCCGAGCGGCGCCGAGCUGCCCCACAAAUUCCCCUACAUGAGGCCGGCCUUCCUCGGACUGUCGCCGGACGAGAUCGAGUGCUCGGCGGAUCACAUCGCGCGGCCCAUCCUCAUCCUCAAAGAGACGAAGAGAUUACCGUGGGCUACCGGCUACGCAGAGGUGAUCAAUGCAGGGAAGAGUGCUCUAAAUGAGGACCAGGCCUGCUGUGAGGUCAUCAUGGUGAAGAAGAAGCCCGGAGCACCGUCCACACCCAGCAAAACUCCCACAGCCAAAAGGAGGUCAUCACUGCCCAACGGAGAGGGCCUGGGGCUCAGAGAGAGUUCAGAGUCUGAUGGGUUACUCAUUCAUUACUGGGCUCUGUUUGAUGGACACGCUGGAUCGGGCGCAGCAGUCAUGGCCUCCAAACUGCUCCAGCAGCACAUCAUAGAGCAGCUGCAGGACGUCCUGGACAUCCUGCGUAACCUGGGCUCGCUCCCCCCCACCGUACUGGGAGAGGAGCCCAACAACUCGGGAACCCCCGGCACCAAUCGCACCCUGACCCGAGCCGCCUCCCUCCGCGGUGCUGCAGGAGCUCCCGGCUCACCCAGCACCCCCCCGCCCCGGUUCUUCACUGAGAAGAAGAUCCAGCACGAGAGCCUGGUGAUCGGAGCUCUGGAGAACGCUUUCAAAGACAUGGAUAGUCAGAUCGAGAGGGAGAAAGCUGUGUAUAAUAUAUCUGGUGGAUGCACUGCGCUGGUGGUGGCCUUCGUUCUGGGAAAGCUGUACGUGGCCAACGCUGGGGACAGCAGAGCCAUCAUAAUCAGGAAUGGGGAGAUCAUUCCAGUGUCUGCAGAGUUCACUCCUGAAUCAGAGCGGCAGAGGCUGCAGUUCCUGGGUUUCAUGCAGCCCCAUUUAUUAGGAGGAGAGUUCACACACCUGGAGUUCCCGAGGAGAGUACAGAGGAAGGAAGUGGGGAAGAAGAUGCUGUAUCGGGACUUCACCAUGACCGGCUGGGCGUACAAAACCAUCGAGGAUGAAGACCUCAGAUUCCCCUUAAUAUACGGCGAGGGGAAGAAGGCUCGAGUGAUGGCCACAAUAGGAGUGACCCGUGGUCUAGGAGACCAUGACCUCAAAGUCCAUGACUCCAACAUCUACAUUAAACCGUUUCUGUCCUGCUGUCCAGAGGUGAGGGUGUAUAACCUGACGCAGUAUGAGCACGGAGCUGAUGAUGUGCUGGUGAUGGGCACGGAUGGCCUGUGGGACGUCCUCUCUAAUGAAGAAGUGUCAGAGUCUGUCACCUCCUUCCUCGCCAACUGUGACCCAGAUGACCUGCACAGGUACACCAUGGCAGCCCAGGACCUGGUGAUGCGUGCCAGGGGUGUUCUCAGGGACCGAGGCUGGCGUAUAACCAACGACCGGCUGGGCUCUGGAGACGACAUUUCCGUCUACAUCAUCCCCCUCAUGUAUGGUAACCGUCAACCAUAGAGCAGAUGCUUCUGCAGUGACCCCUGCUAUCUCACUUUCACACUCCUAUACACACACACACACACACACACACACUCACUCAUGCACUCUUGCACGCACACAGACUGAGAACCUCUACUUGUCCUGCUGUGUUCCUCUCAGUGCAGUGCAGUGCAGUAAGGGAUUAACUGAAUUGUUCAGCAACUCACUGCAGUGUACAGUGUACAGUGUUGUUUAUACUGGCAUGAGAGGAUAAAAUACAAAGCAUUUGUAUGCCACUUAAUUAUGUAACGUAUAUAGAGAUCCUAGUUAGACUGAUUCCUGACACUUUCUACAUUGCCACUGCAUGAUAUGUAAUGUAAUGUUUUUAUUAUGGAUCAUUUGACUGAAGUACACUGAUUUCUUCUGUUUAUUUUUUAUGCCGAUUGAAGGCAGAGCUCUUGCUACCCCAGUUUAGUACUGUUCACAUGUUAUAAUGCAGUAGGUGAUAAUAGAGUAGGAUGAAUGAGCAAAGUGCAAUCAUUUCCACAUGAUUUUCUGUAAUUCUUUUCUAAUCGUUGUUCGUUUUUAUGUCCAGAGCUGAUCACUACUCUUAGUGUACUAUACGUCUUUGAGGAUGCUGUAAAGUUGAACUGAUUGUAUGUUGUAGAAAUAGUAGAUCAUUAUUAGGUCAAUGUUGAAGAUUCAAUAUGUACUGUAGGAUAUAUAUAUAUAUAUAUAUAUAUAUAUAUAU
This is a messenger RNA of Astyanax mexicanus (Mexican tetra), 2585 nucleotides long. Its product is annotated as protein phosphatase 1H. Gene Ontology annotation, biological process: protein dephosphorylation. The coding region runs from base 335 to 1873 and encodes 512 amino acids. The transcript is spliced from 10 exons. The record is from RefSeq and is a predicted model, not a curated record. Lineage: Eukaryota; Metazoa; Chordata; Actinopteri; Characiformes; Acestrorhamphidae. Gene Ontology annotation, molecular function: protein serine/threonine phosphatase activity.